GAUCGAUCGAUCGACCCGUAUCGUAAACCGAACGCACCCAAACUGUAAAUCCAACCGACCGCGAGGUGUUAGUGCGAAAGUUGUCAUGGACUUCUUAUGGUAUACCGUCGCAGUGCCAGUAACAUUCUUCUUUGGACUUUAUGUUGCACUUCCAAUUAUGGUGAUCAUCAACCCCUGGCUCCAGACCAAAAUGGUGUUCCUUCACAUUGUAAAAGCACCGUUUGUAGAUUAUUCUAAACCAAAGAGACUUGGUAACAAAAAUCUAAAGAGUGGCCGAUGUUUUUAUCUGCCGGUGACAAAUGGAGUGAGGAUAGGUGUUUGGCAUGUCCUACCCGAGAGUAUACCGGAGCCAGAGCAGGAAGAAGACUACAUCCAUACAUUGAAGGAAGGAAAACCUAUAUUUAUAUACCUUCAUGGAACUGCAGCUACUAGGGCCCAUACACCUAGAAUGAACAUGUUAAAGCGUCUCUCAUCCCUGGAUAAUCAUGUUUUCUCUAUUGACUACAGAGGGUUUGCUGACUCCUCGGGGAGCCCCACAGAGGAGGGAGUAGUUGAGGAUGCCUUCUGUAUGUACAAAUGGGUCAAAGAACAUUGUGGUGACUCUCCAAUCAUUAUCUGGGGCCACUCACUAGGCACAGGGGUGGCUACAUUGCUGGUGAGACAUUUGUGUUAUACAAAAGAGAAAUUGGCCGGUCUUGUUCUUGAAGCACCUUUCAACAAUCUUAGAGAUGCAGCUCGUAAGCACCCACUUUCAAAGCCUUUCAGAUUUUUACCUUGGUUUGAGAGAGCCUUUCUGGACACUGCUGCUCAAAUCAACAUCAGUUUUGAGAGUGACAAGCAUAUAACACACAUUACAGUGCCGAUCAUGAUGGUGCAUUCCAAAGACGACGGGGAUGUCCCAAUUGAUCUAGGAAUGAAGUUAUAUGAGGUAGCUUUGAAGAAUCGGCCUAAUGGUGCUGGACCUGUACAGUUCUACGCUGUGAAUCAUUGUGGACAUAUCCACAUUAGCCAGGCACCGGAGUUUCCCUACAUUGUCAGGAAGUUCCUCAAGACUUGUGGCUGUGGUGACUCGUCCUUCUGUGAUAAGGACUAUAACUGUAGUACAGACAUAGACUGGGCCGCGCUGAGUCCUGGAACGCUGGACCAUCGGGCUGACAACAAGGAUCAGUAGUUAAUAUCUUGCAGCUCAUCUUAAACAUAAUGAAAUCUGACUGCAUUUAAAUUACCAUAAAUGCAAUAGUUUUCUUCACUUUUCAGUGAGAUUUCAUCAUCACAUGUACAAUGAUAGUAAUUUAUUAGUUACUACUUGGUUCCUACAAUAUCUGAAAAUCAUGUAACUUAUUCCAGCUCUGUCAUGUUCAAUCAAACAUCAAUAGCAGAUUGGGAGUGCCCAUUUUCUUUUGAGUUUAUGUUCUUGCUCAUUUAAUUUUUCCUAUCUGCCAACAAAACAUGGUGACAACAUACAAUACCAGAACAUUUGACAGCAUCAUGAAUGGGUGAUAUGUUUGUUACAAACUAGCUGUAUUCAUAUUGUGAGUAGUGUAAGUAGGGUUUAGAUUUCAUCAGAGUAAGUCAGUUUUAAUAAGAUCAUGCUAAUUAUAAUUACAAAGAAAGUUCUGUUGUUAGUUUUAAGUUUUGUUUACUUUAGAGAAUGUUCGUAUUAUGUGGAACCUUUAAAAAUAUUCACAGCUACAUGUCGAUGAUAGGUCUUCCUUGUAUUCAUGUUGAUUAUAUACAAGUGGUACAAGGCUGUAAGGAUAUCUAACAAGCCUGACAACAGAUCCAGAUGUAGUUACUCUUUACAUCAGUUUCUGAAAGAUUUUUUUACAAGAUUAUGUCUCAUAAAUUCUUCAACUGAUUUAGAUACACUCCCCAUAUUAUUAUACCAUCAAGAUCUACACCUGAUCAGAUGUUGUCUGUCAUUUGUCUAGAUUAAAAGGUUAAAGUCAUACUUGACCAUUUUUGAAGAAAAUGUCUGUUCAUAUGAUAUUAAUGUUUACAAGAUACUUUAUGAAAAAUUCAAGACUUGGUUCAUGCUCAUACCAUACUAAUGUAACAUCAGUUCUAUACCUGGUGAUGAUCAGUCCAGGUUAAACGACCAAAGUUUACGAUUAACCAAUUUUUUUGUACAUGUGUAGUAUUCUUUAUAUAAUCGCAUACAUUUACACCUUUUACUGAUGAGGGGUUGGAGAUUUACCUAUAUACACUGUACCUCAACUCUUUUUGUCUUUUAUUUAAGGCAUAGUUUUGUUAUCAUGCUGAGUUAUUGUAUGAGCUUUAAUGUUUUACUUUGCCAAUUUAAAAACUUUUAUUCACACGGACAGACUGUUUGGAAACGUGUUACCUCUGUAUAAAAGUUGUUUGGUUGGUGUUCUCAUUUACUGUUACUGUUAAUAUCAGACAUGUGUAUGUCCUGUAUAACUAUUUAUUGUUUAGUUUUAUGAUUACUGCUAUGUUUAAUUUUAUUUUCAUGUUAUUUAUGGGAUUUUUUAUGUAUCAGUAUUAUUUUGAAAAUAGGCUCAUGAAAACCAAUGGCUAAUUUUGGAAUUUUAUACCUGGCAACAGAGCUUCCAGGUAUGACUCAAAUAAGCUAUAUAUAUAAACAGUACUUUUAUUGAAUGCAUUGAUGCAUACAGUUGUAAUUAUUUAUAUGCAGAAACUAUCAGAUAUGUAAGUAAUUUGUUUAAGAUGGUGUGAGAUUUAAAUCACCCAAAUAAGAUUUAUGUAGACUGUAGAAUGAGGGAAUGAAAACAAGUAUUUAUAGUCAAUAAUACCAAAUGGUUACAUUUAAGGCUUAAUUAGUAUAUGUUAAUCAUUAAAUAUUAAUCAAUUAAACACCAAAUAAUUCAAUUAAAGGUAUGGUUAUAGAAUUAAAACUAUAAUUCUAUCAUGGGCAUUGCUAGUUUAAUUAAUAUGAAGCUGACUUGAGGAGUCACUGCAGUGACCAUGACAUGCCCUUCAGGAUUGUAUUAAGUGAGAUAUAUUGUGUUGAAUCUUUGGUUACUAUAGACAAUCAAUAUACAUAUCAUUGUAUAUGAAAUAAAGAGCCUGUUGGUAUAAAACCGAAA
Pecten maximus is the source of this 3068-nucleotide messenger RNA. Its product is annotated as lysophosphatidylserine lipase ABHD12-like. NCBI's taxonomy places the organism in Eukaryota, Metazoa, Mollusca, Bivalvia, Pectinida, Pectinidae. Gene Ontology annotation, biological process: monoacylglycerol catabolic process; phosphatidylserine catabolic process. The record is from RefSeq and is a predicted model, not a curated record. The transcript has 12 exons. Bases 86 to 1171 code for a protein of 361 amino acids. Gene Ontology annotation, molecular function: monoacylglycerol lipase activity; phosphatidylcholine lysophospholipase A1 activity. Gene Ontology annotation, cellular component: endoplasmic reticulum membrane.